GACAAGGCUCAACUAUGAACUGCAAUGGCUUAUACGAGUAUGCACUAAAAAUAUGAAUUUGCCGUACAAAUCAGUGGAAGGACAGGCCAGCUUAAGUUACUUUAGGGAUUAGUAGGUGAACGGCCUGCAAAUAAGUAGAUUAGCUGCAAAUAUUUAUACGAACAAUCCCCGACCAAAGUAGCAGAGAUGCUCGAGGAAGCCUGUGAUGGAGUAAAUUGUCACCGUCCAUAACUGUCUAAACAACAAAAAUUCUGGAAUCGUCUGAUUCAAAUUAAGAAUCUCACUGGGCAGCGUCUGUCUCCAGUUGGUUAUAAGUUUAAUCACACCUCUGCCUUUGAAACUGCAUGAUCAAAGAGAAACUUUGCAAUAUCACCUAUGACAUCGGGAUGGAACAUUACCUGAUGGUUAUGUGAUAAAAGUUUUGAGGAGCAAUUCCAACCGCAUUUAAUAAACGUUGAAGCACAAGGCAUCAAUGAGUCAGUGUUUACCACCAUACAAACGGCAAAUAUCGAUAUAUGACUGGAAUUGUACAAGCAUAUCUUGCGUGUGAGGAUAAAUUAGCGAUAUCCGUCUUCCAGGGCUCUACACUCUGGUACAAAAUUACAACGAGGCAUUUCGCCAGGCAAAGUUGGUGGUAUACUAACUUUAUUGCUUAUGGAAUAUAAUAUAUAAUAUAAAAAUUUGUCUGCUAAUUAUUGCACGCAAUGAUUGUCACUUCAGCAGUGUGACAACUCAGUUUUCAUUUCUAUGAAAAUUUCGAAGAGGCAACAUAUAUGUACUGGCGGCAGCUUCAUUUCGAUUAUUUUAAAUUUAUUAGCGCGAGUAUAACGGUGGUUGUGUUAAAUUAUAAAAAUAAGAAAAUUUAUAACAAAUGGAUUGGCGAAUGAGCGAAGUUUUAAAUUUAAUAAGCAUAUUCAAUCAAUUCGAAUGCUUUCAUAAUUAUAAGAGUUCCUCUUACAAGAGGAUUGCAUCACCAAAUUGGUAAACCGACAUUCUGCAAAAAUUGUUAAAAUCCUGUCUAUCCUUUUAUAAAUUUCAACUAAAAAAAGCUUUUCAAAUUUUUAAACGCUUCUAUAGGUCGUACUUGCCUGCUCGAAUCCAUUUCGCAAAUGAUUAUGUUAUGAUAACAAAUGCUUAUAUACAGAUUUGGCAACGGCAGUGGCGAUAGAUUUGACAGUUAGUCUACCAUAAACUUUUGCCCGUCGAAUUGCUGGGUAAGUAUUUUGAAGAAAGCGUGUUCUAUAAAACAUGUGUGUUGGCAACUCUAAUACGGUGGAAACAAUUUUGAGCAAUAUUCUGAGAAAACCUCACAACUGGUUUGUGAGGAAAAAAAUUGAUGAGGUUUAUUGUGAGGUUAUUUUUAUUCAAACCUCACAAAACAAAAACACAAAAUUCACCACACGAGGUUAAAAGCAUUUUGGUGUUUAACUGUGUUUUUUUUUAAAUAAACAAAACAAAAUAAAGAAAUGGGCAGCAAAGAAAAGAUUUCAAAAUUUAAAAGAACAACUCAGGAGCAACUACAGCAUUAUAUAAUGUUCUGCAAGCAGCAUCCUGAGUUGCAACGAAAGAAGCAGACCAGCCCUCAUAAGCUGCAAAUGUUGUGGUCGGAAUUAGCAGAAACAUUAAAUGCCUUAAAAGGGCCAACACGCACAGCAACCAAAUGGAAAGAGACGUUAACGCACUGGAAACAUCAGUUGCGUAGCCGAGCGCGAAAAGAUAAAGCCCACCCGCAAAUUACUGGUGGAGACCCUCCGGCAGUUGGAGUAUCAGAAUGUGAGGUGCAGGAAAGUUCAACCUUUGAGACAGCAACGGUUGAUGGAGUGCCGAGUUCGGAUCACCAGGUAUUGUCGCCGUUGGACACAACAACGGACACCGUUCCUGCUCCAUCUCCAUCGCCAGUUUCUGCUCCAGCUUUUCCUGCUAUAUAUCUCCGCACUUUACCUUCGUCACCUUCACCUCCCACUUCACCACCUCUUAUCGAAUAUUCUCCUGAUGUAUCCCAUUCUAGGUUAUCUCCUCCCAUCCCGCCUUCUCCUACACCAUCAACUUCUGCUUCAGUCAUUUCUGAAGCCCCCAAACCAACAGCAGUGAAAAUGCUUGGAAAGGUACUAAAAAAAUUGAAGGCGCAUGAGAGACGGGAAGAGCGGGCCAUUUCCCAACAACAAAAAAUUUUAGAGCAAAACGAACAGUUGAUGGGUGUCUUAAUGCAGAUGACACGGGAGAGACGAGAGGAGCUGCAAAAGACCUCGGAGCAAAACCUACAAUUGACGGGGGUAUUGAGCCAAAUGACGCAAGCACUAACAGCUAUGACAACAGUGCUCAAUAACCUUACAGAAAAAUUAAACCACUGAUCACAAUGCAUUGACGCAUAUCACCCAGGGAGAACCAUUUCAUUUUGCCUCAUCUGUGUGUUCUUAUAAUAAUUAGGAUUACAUAUUUUUAUAUGAAGUAUUUAUCAGAUCUUAUAUUAUUAAAAAGUUUAUUUAAUAAAAUAACUGAAUUAUUUAAACAUACA
Molecule: messenger RNA, 2515 nt
Organism: Bactrocera neohumeralis
Lineage: Eukaryota; Metazoa; Arthropoda; Insecta; Diptera; Tephritidae
Product: afadin-like
Exons: 9
Coding region: 1467-2351 (294 amino acids)
Source: RefSeq, a predicted model, not a curated record